Messenger RNA from Gadus morhua (Atlantic cod), 2934 nucleotides. RefSeq names its product 3-hydroxy-3-methylglutaryl-CoA synthase 1 (soluble) (gene hmgcs1). Gene Ontology annotation, biological process: acetyl-CoA metabolic process. Gene Ontology annotation, molecular function: hydroxymethylglutaryl-CoA synthase activity. Lineage: Eukaryota; Metazoa; Chordata; Actinopteri; Gadiformes; Gadidae. The record is from RefSeq and is a predicted model, not a curated record. The coding region runs from base 140 to 1690 and encodes 516 amino acids. The transcript is spliced from 10 exons.
UGUGAAAUGGGCGUUAUUCACCGUUAGCCUCCCACUACGCCCUGUCUUCCGCCCUCACAUAUAUAAACAAUACGUUUGCGGUGUGAAGGGAUACCAUCGGAGACAUAUAUUUUGAAGCACUUCAUACAGCUGAAGCACAAUGCCUGGAUCAACCCCAUCUAGCUGCCUGCCACAAUGGCCAAACGAUGUAGGAAUUAUUGCCUUGGAGGUGUACUUUCCCUCCCAGUUUGUUGACCAGACUGAGUUGGAGGAGUUUGAUGGAGUUUCCGCUGGCAAGUACACUAUCGGCUUGGGCCAGGCGCGGAUGGGCUUCUGCUCAGACAGAGAGGACAUCAACUCCUUGUGCCUGACUGUGGUUCAGCGCUUGAUGGAGAAGAAUGGCUUGGGGUUUGAUAGUAUAGGUCGUCUGGAAGUCGGCACCGAGACCAUUAUUGACAAGUCGAAGUCCGUCAAGACUGUCCUUAUGCAGCUGUUUGAGGCCUCUGGCAACACAGACGUUGAAGGCAUUGACACGACCAACGCCUGCUAUGGAGGUACAGCAGCACUGUUCAACGCUGUUAAUUGGGUGGAGUCCAGUUCCUGGGAUGGUCGGUAUGCUUUGGUGGUAGCAGGAGAUAUUGCCGUCUACGCGUCUGGCAGUGCCCGACCUACAGGGGGCGCUGGAGCUGUGGCCAUGCUGGUGGGUCCUGACGCACCGUUGGCGCUGGAUCGAGGCCUACGAGGAACUCACAUGACGCACGCCUAUGACUUCUACAAACCAGACAUGGUCUCAGAGUACCCGGUGGUCGAUGGAAAGCAGUCCAUUGAAUGCUACCUGAGUGCCUUGGACCGCUGUUACUCUGUAUACCGCAGCAAGAUCCAUGCACAGUGGCAAAGAGCUGGGGUGGAGAAAAGUUUCAGCCUGGAAGACUUUAGCUUCCUGGCAUUCCACUCGCCUUACUGCAAGUUGGUGCAGAAGUCGCUAGCACGGUUAAUGCUCAACGACUUCCUUGUGUCCAGCCCCAGCUCACAGACGGGACCCUUCGCCGACCUAGAGGCCUUCAGGGAUAUUAAACUGGCGGACACCUACUUCGACCGGGACGUGGAGAAGGCUUUCAUGAAGGCCAGUGCAGAACUUUUUGAGAAGAAGACAAAGUCCUCUUUGCUAAUCUCAAACCAGAAUGGCAACAUGUACACCCCAUCCGUCUACGGCUGCCUGGCCUCGCUUAUUGCAACACAUUCUCCUCAACAACUGGCAGGUCAGAGGGUAGGACUCUUCUCCUACGGCUCGGGUUUGGCUGCAACUCUCUACUCCAUCAGCGUUACACAGGACCAUACACCUGGGUCCCCACUGGACAAACUAGUGAGCAGCCUUUGUGACCUGAAGGCCAGACUAGACUCCAGGAGGAAAGUGUCUCCGAACGUCUUUAGUGAAAACAUGAAGCUGAGGGAGGAGACCCACCACCUCGCGAGCUACACGCCCCAUGGCUCUGUGGAGGAGCUGUUCCCAGGAACAUGGUACCUGACCAGGGUAGACGACAAGCACCGCAGGGAGUACGCCCGCUGUGCCAACAUCGACGACUUGCCAGAGGCCCGACAGACGAUGUCCAACACAUCAACAGAGCACAUCGUCGGCCACGCUACGAAGCUGCCCUGUGUCCGGGCCUCCGCGGUCAGCCCCGGGGAGGUGGUCAGCAACGGGUCCCACUAGCCUACCUCUGUGAGGUAUCCACCAACGGUCCACCUCGAUAGAUGCUAGGAUUAACAUUUUACAUUUUAAUUGUUGAAAUUGAUUGUUUUCUAAUAACAUAGAAAGUUUGUACAAAGUAAUUAGGGGAGCUUUAAGUUGCCGGAACUGCCAAUAUUCCAAGAAAUACCAAUAAAAAAUGCUGUUCUUGGGAAACUGAAAGGCAAUACUAAAAAGAAGAGUAGAGAAGAUUCUACAUUUUACUCGACCGUUUCCAGAUGUUAGAUAUUUACGUUCAAGGGAGGGAAUAUGACAGCGAUGUGAUGCUAUUGUGUUCCAGUAGUUUAUAAUGAACUCACUGGAUAUCAAGAAGAGAAUUACCGCAGAUGAAAAAGCAAAUUAUAGGAAUAUAUUUUGGAACUGUUAAUUUAUACAUACAUGCUGCUAUGUGUCACCAUGAUGUCAUGUCUCUUCUAGCUGUACAAAGGAGCGAGUGACUCAAACUUAUUUCAUUUUAUGUUGCGAUACCUUUAUCUGGUGUCUGGGAAACAUCAUCAUGAAUAUCCUUUUUGUAUGACCUGUGUGAAUCAGUAAUGGUGACAUUAUGAUCAGCUUAAUUUGCUGCCACAUCACCAGUCAGUUUUUUUUUAUAUAUCAAGUAUGUUUGCAUACAUGUUUUGAAAUGGUUUGAAAGUGUUUGUGAUGCUGGUCAAUGAAAUACAGUCCAUGUUAUGCAAUGUGUGAAACGUGAAAAAAUCAAGUCAAUGUAAACUUAAUCCUGCAAUCCAUUACAUUACACAGAGCAGGUUAUAACAAUACUUAAUGGCUCUUCUGAGCUCGAUCUCAGUAAGGACUCUUCUGUCUCCAAUGCAGACCCAACUUAGGCAGUUUUCCAUCUUAUAUUAUAAUAUUUUGCUUACUGCACCGUCCUGCAAAUUUAGAUAAAGAUCACAGUUAUUCUGCAGCAUGACAAGCUUAUGAUAAUCAUAACCAUGAUACUCUCAGUACAAGUGGUAUUGGGUAAUGGAAUGACUGGAGAUCUCCAUACAUUGCUCACUACUCUGUAUAGCUUAGACGUGUCAAUGAAUGUUUGUUUUGGUUAUUUUUUCUUCACUUUGAGUGGACUCGGGCUGUUUUUAUGAUGUUGUGUCCUAACUGAGAUUAUUUAUAUUUUAUAGACCAGGAGAUAAAUGGAUAUGGGUGUCUAAUCAGAGAACUUUAUAGAUCAGUCUGAAGUUUAUUUAGCAAUAAAGAUAACCAAAAAUAAA